Messenger RNA from Coregonus sp. 'balchen', 10757 nucleotides. The record is from the annotation of a GenBank genome assembly. Lineage: Eukaryota; Metazoa; Chordata; Actinopteri; Salmoniformes; Salmonidae.
AUGCCCUGUCCCUCAGGUGAGACAGGUUCUGGGAAGCCCACCCAGAUACCCCAGUACCUGUAUGAAGCUGGCAUCGCUCGACAGGGCAUCAUCGCUGUGACACAGCCACGCCGAGUGGCAGCUGUCUCCCUGGCAAAAAGGGUGGCAGAGGAGAAGAGAACUCAGCUGGGGAAGCUGGUGCGUAAAAAAAAAAAAAAAAAAAUUGUACAAUUUGUGGUGGUCAAACUCUGUAGUAAAACACACAUGCGUUUUUGCAAUUCCUCCAAUAGCAAUGUGGUGGUCGUCACCUUGAUCGUAAUCAGUGGCUGCAUGUACCUAACGACAAUCCUUGUCUUGUACUUCAGAAGUCUUCUACUAACUUCAGUCUUGUAAACUCUAAAACUAGGCUGUAUGUGGACUGUUACCAAACAAUCAAAUCAGGAAAUCCAAUCAUGCUUUUUCAGGUUGGCUACACCGUACGAUUCGAGGACGUCACCUCCUCAGAGACGAAGCUGAAGUUCAUGACGGACGGUAUGCUCCUGCGGGAGGCCAUAGGAGACCCCUUACUGCUGCGCUACACCGUGGUGGUGCUGGAUGAGGCGCACGGUGCACACUGACGUGCUUUUUGGAGUGGUGAAGGCUGCCCAGCGCAAACGCAGAGAACAGAACAAGAUCCCCCUCAAGGUAAGUCACUACUAGACUCAGUAGCCUGGAAUCCAAAGUGAUACGAACUGAAACCAAUGGUGAAACAGAACAUAUCACUUUGAAUUCCAGGCUAAGGUCACUAACUGUAGGCUACAUAAUGUUGCAAUAUGCUAGUUGGUGUGUGUGUGUGUGUGUGUGUGUGUGUGUGUGUGUGUGUGUGUGCCCCUGGGCUGGUGUUCCAUUGUCAAAGCACCCAAUGUACAAUGUCAACAAUAUUCUCCCAAGACUACUUCAAGACUGGUGGCGUGUGGGCUUGUUCUUACUCUAAAGCACUGCUGAUGUAAAAAAAGAUAAAAAAAAAAAAAAGGGCUUUAUAAAUAAAUCGGAUAUAUUGCCUCUUCAAUGUACCAUUCUAGGUAAUCGUGAUGUCAGCCACCAUGGACGUGGACCUGUUCUCUCAGUACUUCAACAAGUCUCCUGUGCUGUACCUGGAGGUCAGACAGCACCCCAUCCAGAUCUACUACACCAAGCAGCCCCAGUCUGACUACCUGCAGGCUGCACUGGUCUCAGUCUUCCAGAUCCAUCAGGUAUGUAGAUGUGACUGGCCUGGCUGCUAGUGCUGAGCAAUUAGAGAUUUUUCAAAUCGGUUCGAUUAUUUAAAAAAUAAUCACGGUUUUUAAUUUCGGUUUCGAUAUAAUCAUUUUUACAUUCAAUGCAUUAUGAAAUAAUGAUAUUAAAAUGAUUAGAGCUUUUUAAUGGAAAUUCCAAAGGCAAAAAUAGUGAACAUUCAAUUGACAAAACAUUGAAAAUAUUCCAUUGUCUCUGUCAGGUCCACAUAGAAAAAUAGGACAUUACUAUGAAAUAAUAAAAUAUUUCAGUUGUGUUCUAUUACUUAUUUUAUGACUUUAUCAUUUCAUUUCUUAAAGUCCUCAUCUCAUCUCUGGCAGUAGCAGCCUCUCUGUUAUCUCUGUUCUCCCCAAACUGUACUGUCUUUAGUCAUCCUAUUCAGCUAGGCUAACCUUCCUAAGUAUGCUGCAGAGCUGUCUGACAAUCAUUGGACUAGUUCUUCUAAGUAGAUGAGGCAUACUUUCACCAACUGUCUCUACCCCUCUCUCUCAUUGUUGUGUUGUGUACAUUCCUCUCUCAUGCGGCGUGUGUGGUCUGUGUGUAUCUAACCUAACGUAGCAGGCGGCGUAUGUGGUCUGUGUGUAUUAACCUAACGGGUUGUUUGUGGGUCUGUGUGUAUCUAACCUAACGUAGCAGGCGGUGUAUGUGGUCUGUUGUGUAUCUAUACCUAACGUAGCAUGGCCGCGGUGUAUGUGGUCUGUGUGUGAUCAUAACCUACGUACCAGGCGUGUAUUGUCGGUCUGUGUGUAUCUUAACCCUAAGUAGCAGGCGGUUUGUCUGUGGUCUGUGUGUAUCUAAUCCUAUACGUAGGCAGGCGGUGUAUGUGGUCUGUGUUAUCUAACCUAACGUACCAGGCGGUGUAUUGUGGUCUGUGUGUUAUCUAACCUAAGUAGCAGGCGGUUUAUGUGUGGUCCUGUGUGGUAUCUAACCUAACGUAGCAGGCGGUGUAUGUGGUCUGUGUGUAUCUAACCUAACGUAGCAGGCGGUGUAUGUGGUCUGUGUGUAUCUAACCUAACGUAGCAGGCGGUGUAUGUGGUCUGUGUGUAUCUAACCUAACGUAGCAGGCGGUGUAUGUGGUCUGUGUGUAUCUAACCUAACGUAGCAGCGGGUAUGUGGUCUGUGUGUAUCUAACCUAACGUAGCAGGCGGGUGUGUGGUCUGUGUGUAUCUAACCUAACGUAGCAGGCGGGUGUUGUGGUCUGUGUGUAUCUAACCUAACGUAGCAGGCGGCGUGUGUGGUCUGUGUGUAUCUAACCUAACGUAGCAGGCGGCGUGUGUGUAUCUAACCUAACGUAGCAGGCAGUGUAUGUGGUCUGUGUGUAUCUAACCUAACGUAGAGCAGGCGUGUUGUAUCUAACCUAACGUGCAGGCGGUGUAUGUGGUCUGUGUGUAUCUAACCUAACGUAGCAGGCGCGUGUGUGUUCUAUAACCUAACGUAGCAGGCGGUGUAUGUGGUCUGUAUGUAUCUAACCUAACGUACAGGCGGUGUGUGUGGUCUGUGUGUAUCUAACCUAACGUAGCAGGCGGCGUAUGUGGUCUGUGUGUAUCUAACCUAAGUACCAGGCGGCGUAUGUGGUCUGUGUGUAUCUAACCUAACGUACCAGGCGGUGUAUGUGGUCUGUGUGUAUCUAACCUAAUGUACCAGGCGUUGUAUGUGGUCUGUGUGUAUCUAACCCAACGUAGCAGGCGGUGUAUGUGGUCUGUGUGUAUCUAACCUAACGUAGCAGGCGGCGUGUGUGUAUCUAACCUAACGUAGCAGGCGGUGUAUGUGGUCUGUGUGUAUCUAACCUAACGUAGCAGGCGGCGUGUGUUGUGUAUCUAACCUAAUGUAGCAGGCGGUGUAUGUGGUCUGUAUGUAUCUAACCUAACGUAGCAGGCGGCGUGUGUGGUCUGUGUGUAUCUAACCUAACGUAGCAGGCGGUGUAUGUGGUCUGUGUGUAUCUAACCUAACGUAGCAGGCGGUGUAUGUGGUCUGUGUGUAUCUAACCUAACGUAGCAGGCGGUGUAUGUGGUCUGUGUGUAUCUAACCUAACGUACCAGGCGGUGUAUGUGGUCUGUGUGUAUCUAACCUAACGUAGCAGGCGUGUGUGGUCUGUGUGUAUCUAACCUAACGUAGCAGGCGUGAUGUGUCUGUGUGUAUCUAACCUAACGUAGCAGGCGGUGUAUGUGGUCUGUGUGUAUCUAACCUAACGUAGCAGGCGGCGUGUGUGUAUCUAACCUAACGUAGCAAGCGGCGUGUGUAUCUAACCUAACGUAAGGUGUAUGUGGUCUGUGUGUAUCUAACCUAACGUAGCAGGCGGCGUGUGUGUAUCUAACCUAACGUAGCAGGCGGUGUAUGUGGUCUGUGUGUAUCUAACCUAACGUAGCAGGCGGCGUGUGUGUAUCUAACCUAACGUAGCAGGCGGUGUAUGUGGUCUGUGUGUAUCUAACCUAACGUAGCAGGCGGGUAUGUGGUCUGUGUGUAUCUAACCUAACGUAGCAGGCGUGUAUGUGGUCUGUGUGUAUCUAACCUAACGUAGCAGGCGGCUGUGUGUAUCUAACCUAACGUAGCAGGCGGUGUAUGUGGUCUGUGUGUAUCUAACCUAACGUACCAGGCGGUGUAUGUGGUCUGUGUGUAUCUAACCUAACGUAGCAGGCGGUGUAUGUGGUCUGUGUGUAUCUAACCUAACGUAGCAGGCGGUGUAUGUGGUCUGUGUGUAUCUAACCUAACGUAGCAGGCGGGGCGUGUGUGUAUCUAACCUAACGUAGCAGGCGGUGUAUGUGGUCUGUGUGUAUCUAACCUAACGUAGCAGGCGGGUGGUGUAUCUAACCUAAGUAGCAGGCGUGUAUGUGUCGUUGUAUCUAACCUAACGUAGCAGGCGUGUUGUGGUCUGUGUGUAUCUAACCUAACGUAGCAGGCGGUGUAUGUGGUCUGUGUGUAUCUAACCUAACGUAGCAGGCGGCGUGUGUGUAUCUAACCUAACGUAGCAGGCGGUGUAUGUGGUCUGUGUGUAUCUAACCUAACGUAGCAGGCGGCGUGUUGGUGUGUGUAUCUAACCUAACGUAGCAGGCGGUGUAUGUGGUCUGUGUGUAUCUAACCUAACGUAGCAGGCGGCGUGUGUGGUCUGUGUGUAUCUAACCUAACGUAGCAGGCGGUGUAUGUGGUCUGUGUGUAUCUAACCUAACGUACCCAGGCGUUGUAUGUGGUCUGUGUGAUCUAACCUAACGUAGCAGGCGGCGUUGUGGUCUGUGUGUAUCUAACCUAACGUAGCAGGCGGCGUAUGUCUGUGUGUAUCUAACCUAACGUACCAGGCGGUUGUAUGUGGUCUGUGUGUAUCUAACCUAACGUAGCAGGCGGUAUUGGUCUGUGUGUAUCUAACCUAACGUAGCAUGGCGGUGUAUGUGGUCUGUGUGUAUCUAACCUAAGUAGCAGGCGGCGUGUUGUGGUCUGUGUGUAUCUAACCUAACGUAGCAGGCGGUGUAUGUGGUCUGUGUGUAUCUAACCGUACCACGUAGCGGCUAUUGGUCUGUGUGUAUCUAACCUAACGUACAGGCGGGUAUGUGUCUUGUGUAUCUAACCUAACGUAGCAGGCGGUGUAUGUGGUCUGUGUGUAUCUAACCUAACGUAGCAGGCGGUGUUGUGGUCUGUGUAUCUAACCUAACGUAGCAGGCGUGGUGUUUACUACGUAGUCAGGCGUGUAUUGGUUGUGUGUAUCUAACCUAACGUAGCAGGCGGCGUGUGUGGUCUGUGUGUAUCUAACCUAACGUAGCAGGCGGCGUAUGUGGUCUGUGUGUAUCUAACCUAACGUACCAGGCGGUGUAUGUGGUCUGUGUGUAUCUAACCUAACGUAGCAGGCGGUGUAUGUGGUCUGUGUGUAUCUAACCUAACGUAGCAGGCGUGUAUGUGGUCUGUGUAUCUACCUAACGUAGCAGGCGUAAAUGUGGUCAUUCUGUCAACCUAAUGAAGACAGGCGGUGAUUGGUCUGUGUGUAUCUAACCAACGUAGCAGGGGUGAUAUGUGGUCAAUGUGUAUACUAAACUCGCGGCGUGUGUGUAUCUAACCAACGUAGCAUGCAUGUAUGGUCUGUGGUAUCUACCUUCGUACAGGCGGUGUGGUGUGUAUUAACCUAACGUACAGGCUGUGUAUGUGUAACUGUGUGUAUCUAACCGAACUACAUGUGUAUUGGUCUGUGUAUCUACACUAGCAGGCGCGUGUGUUUCUAACCUAAUGUGCAGACGCUGUGCAAUGUGCGCGCUUGUGAUCUACCAACGUAGCAGCGGCGUAUGUGUCUGUGUGAUAUCUAAUCGACCAGGCGGCGUCUGUGUGUACUAACCUAACUACUAGCGUGAUUUGUCUGUGUAUCUAACAGAGCUUAGCCGGCGUGCAUGGUGGCUGUGUGUAUCUACUACCAGGCAAGUAUGGGUCUGGGUAUCAACCUAAAAGUACCAGGCGGUAAAUUGGUCUGUGUGUAUCUAACCUAACGACGGCUUGUAUGUGGUUGUGGUAUUAACAAGUACAGGUUAAUUGUCUUGUGUAUCAACCUACGAGCAGGUGAGGUGUGUAUCUAACUUGACCGUAGUAGGCGUGUGUAGUGUACUAGUAGAGCGUGUGUUGUGGUCUGUGUGUAUCUAGACACAACUACAGCCGGUGUGUGUCUACUAAGUGUCAGGCAGGUAAGUGGUGUCUUGAAGAAUCUCAACCAACUAGAAGGCAUUGAUUUUCAUUUUUUAACCUUAUUACUGGCAGUAUAAUGUUCUUGUGUAUCUAACCUAGUCGCGGUGAUGUUGUCACUAUGUGUAUCUAACCUGUAGAACAGGUAGGGUCUUUAAUAACGUAACUACAGGCUGGAAUGGGUGUGUGUGUUCUCCUAAAACUUUUGGCUGGUUGUAUUACCACUAGCCGGGAUGUCAUGUAAAUGAACGUAUAGCGUAAGUGUUUCCAUCUCUGUCCGAGCCAGAAAAGAACAGGCCAAUGGAUUAUGGUCAUUGCAGUUAAUUGUGCGCCAAGCUAGGUUGAAUAUUUGCUCAAUGAAAACUACAACUCCCUUCAGCCCAGCAUCCCAUAUAGGUCUUGACUUACAUUCUCUCAGGACUUUAUAUAUUUUUAUUUUACCUUUAUUUAACUAGGCAAGUCAGUUAAGAACAAAUUAUUAUUUACAGUGACAGCCUACACCGGUCAAACCUGGACGACGCUGUGCCAAUUGUGCGCCGCCCUAUGGGACUCCCAAUCACGGCCGGUUGUGAUACAGCCUGGAAUCGAACCAGGGGGUCUGUAGUGACGCCUCAAGCACUGAGAUACAGUGCCUUAGACCGCUGCGCCACUCGGGGAUGAUUUGAUAUCUCUCUAGAGAAAUAGCGUGUUGGGUUCACACACCAAAAAUACUAACUAAAUGGAAUUCAAGUAAUUGAACCGACGUCUGGAAAUGUAGAAAAUAGUACAAAUAAAGAGAAACCCUCGAAUGAGUAGGUGUUCUAAAACAUUUGACCUGUAGUGUGUGUGUGUGUGUGUGUGUGUGUGUGUGUGUGUGUGUGUGUGUAUAUAUAUGACACACUCACUCACUACCGGUGUGUAAAGCUGUCAUCAAGGUAAAGGGUGGCGAUUUGAAGAAUCUCAAAUAUGAAAUAUAUUUUCAUUUGUUUAACACUUUUUUUUGGUUACUACAUGAUUCCAUAUGUGUUAUUUCAUAGUUUUGAUGUCUUCACUAUUAUUCUACAAUGUAGAAAAUAGUUUUAAAAAAUAAAGAAAAACACUUGAAUGAGUAGGUGUGUCCAAACUUUUGACUGGUACUGUAUAUGUCCACCUGCCCGGGACUGCAGAUGUAAAUGAGCUGUUAGCUAAUUCUGCAGCGCAUCACUUCUCAUUUCUGACACUUCUUCUGUUUUUUGUUGUACAUUGUCCCUGUUCAAAUAAACGUAAUAAUAAAAUAUAUUUCUGAGGCCCAGACACCUAGCCUGGUGAAACCAGACUUAACGCUGCACCCACCAUUGUUUCCCUUCACCAGUUACAGUGGGGAAAAAAAGUAUUUAGUCAGCCACCAAUUGUGCAAGUUCUCCCACUUAAAAAGAUGAGAGAGGCCUGUAAUUUUCAUCAUAGGUACACGUCAACUAUGACAGACAAAAUGAGAAAGAAAAAUCCAGAAACUCACAUUGUAGGAUUUUUAAUGAAUUUAUUUGCAAAUUAUGGUGGAAAAUACGAUACAAUUUAAAAGUUCAAACUCCUACCCGAAAUAAUGUUGUUGACUCAUCCUAUACUUGUACUUGUGGCCAAAGCAUAAAUUGGAGGGGGAAAAAACACUUAAAAACCCCCACCUUAAACUUGUAUCUCAAACAGACUGUUUCAAAAAUGCUUGCUAUUUCCUCCUAGAACGUGAUGUCAUGUUGGCUCAUUGGCUGAGCAUGAAUGAAUAUUUUUUAAUGACUGGUAUACGUCCACACCUUUCUGUUAUUGGGGUACGCGCCCACACCAUUCUGUUAUUGGGGUACGCCCACACCAUUCUGUUAUUGGGGUACGCCCACACCAUUCUGUUAUUGGGGUACGCCCACACCAUUCUGUUAUUGGGGUACGCCCACACCAUUCUGUUAUUGGGGUACGCCCACACCAUUCUGUUAUUGGGGUACGCCCACACCAUUCUGUUAUUGGGGUACGCCCACACCAUUCUGUUAUUGGGGUACGCCCACACCAUUCUGUUAUUGGGGUACGCCCACACCAUUCUGUUAUUGGGGUACGCCCACACCAUUCCAACACAGAAAAGCUGCUUUUUAAUAUACUUAAUUUUAAAAAAACUGGACGGUAAACUAUUUCACUCAUAUUGUAAUUCAUUAUAGGUCAUAUUUGAUAGUAAUCAGGAAAUACUGGACAGUUGAACUUAAUAUAUAUAUUCUCCUCUGUUUUGUUUUACCAGGGUUGUAGGAAGGUAAUCCUCUCAACUAACAUUGCAGAGACAUCGAUCACCAUCUCAGGGAUCAAAUACGUGAUUGAUACAGGCAUGGUAAAAGCAAAACGCUUCAACCCAGGUGAGAUUCCUGACUGACAGUACACAGCUUUUUAACCUCCUUCCCAAUCUGUUUCUCUACUUGCCAGUCAAUCAGUUAUGUGGCCCUGGUGUGAAUUUAAUGAAUGAAUUGUAUCUAACAAUUCAUGUUUUCCAACUUUGAAAAAACAACAAUACACACAUAAAAAAAGAAUUGAAGAUAAAAACAGACUUAUUUCCAUUGUGGUCCUCAUUAUAUGUUCGCUUGUCUCUUCCCCUCAGAGAGUGGUCUGGAGGUGUUGGCAGUGCAGCGGGUAUCUAAAGCCCAGGGCUGGCAGAGGGCAGGCAGGGCUGGCAGAGGGCGGGCAGGGGGCAGGGCUGGCAGAGAGGACUCAGGCUCUGUCUACCGUCUCUACACCGAGGAUGAGUUUGACAACCUCAUCCCCAUGACCGUGCCUGAGAUACAACGGUAGGGGACACACACAGUUAGAUCCCCGUGCCUGAGAUACAGAGGUAGGGGACACACACACAGUUAGAUCCCCAUGCCUGAGAUACAGAGGUAGGAUCACCAUGGCUGGAGUUGGAUCAGGUGGAUAGAGCACUGUCACUGUUGACCUGUUGGAAGAGAACAGAGCUGUUUUCAAUAGACGCGAACCGGAGAAGUACCAUCUUAGCAUGUCCAAUAAGAAAUGCUCGUUUUUAUUCUCUGUUGCAAAAGGGUUUGCUACAUUGUGCUCUAAUGUACAUGACCCAGUUGUUGCUGCAGUGUAAGUUGAUACAUCUCUGCCAUUGUGAUUGAGUGUUCUGCUCCUGUGUUCUCUCUGCAGGUGUAACCUGGCCAGUAUCAUGCUACAGCUUCUGGCUCUGGGGAUUCCUGACGUGAUGAACUUUGACUUCACGUCUAAGCCUUCUCCUGGUAAGCAGUGUGUCCUACAGCAGUCCCAGGCCUGCUGUGUCUUCUCUGUGAUGUUCAAGUCAUCGGAAGUGUUAGAAUCCAUUAAAACGGGUAUUAAUCCACUGCUAUGUAGGCUCAGAUAGGAGUUAGUUAUACUACUGUAGUGUUGUAGUUUGUGUCGUGUUGUCGAUGUGUUUGGUCAGAGUUGGUUGUAAUAACGUGAUGUUGUGGGUGUGAUGUGACUGUUCAGAGUGUGUUAUAAUAACAUAAUGUUCAUGUGACUGUUCAGAGGCAAUGCGUUCGGCAGUGGAGCAGCUGGAUCUGCUAGGGGCUGUAUGGAAGAAAGGUGAGCAGGUCACCCUAACUCCUCUGGGCAAGAAGAUGGCCAGCUUCCCACUGGAGCCACGCUAUGCCAAGUUAAGACAGACACACAGGAAAUGGGCCUUCAGUUGUGCAACUGACUAGGUAUCCUCCUUUCCCUUUGUACUGAGCCAUGACAAUAAAUACUGUAUUACCACAUUCUGUCUCUCUGUCUCUCUCUCUCUCUCUCUCUCUCUCUCUCUCUCCCUCUCUCUCUGUGUCUCUCUCCCUCUCUCUCUCCCCUACAGACCAUCCUGCUGUCGCCAGACUUCCAGUGUUCUGAGGAGGUGCUGACCAUCGUGUCUCUGCUGUCGGUGGACACGGUGCUCUACAACCCGCCCGCACGCCGAGGGGAGUGUCUCGCGUCACGCAACAAGUUCACCACCAGCGAGGGAGAUCACUUGACCCUGCUCAACAUCUACAGAGCCUUCAAGAAAGUCAACGCCAACAAGGUCAGUGGUCUCCUAGAAAGAAGAAGCCUGUACGAGUCUUUAUACAGUUUGCACUGUACAGUAUCUCUGGACAUAUAGGGUCUGGUCCCCAGACUAAAAUGCUUCUCCAUCAAGCGUUCUUUUUAGUCCAGAAGUUCAUCACCAGCCCCUAGUGUUUAUUCAUGAAGUGUUAUGGUUUCCAGAUGGUGUAGUCAGUUCAGGCUUUGAUGUGUGUGUUGUAGGAGUGGUGUCGGGAGAACUUUGUCAACAGCAGGAACAUGAGCAUGGUUGGAGAGGUCCGUGCACAGCUCCGAGAGAUCUGCCUUAAGGUACGACAACAAGUCCCUAACACCACAAGUAACCAAUUCUCUCAACAUGGCUGUUCAUCAACAAAAGAAGAGAAUCUGCACACUGUGGUUUUUCCAAACGUUUCAACUCUUAGGUUAUCUAAUCGGCUGAUGAACUCAGACAUGGAUAUCUUUCACUUGAACAAAUCUAUUGUAUUUCCAUAUGAUUUAGCUCUUUUCACACAUGACAUCUCCUUCUCCCCUCUGUGUACCAGCUGAGCAUGAAGCUAGAGUCGUGUGGGUCGGACACGGGGAGGGUGCGUCGCUGCCUGGCCCACGGUCUGUUUGUAAACGCUGCAGAGCUGCAGCCGGAUGGCAGCUACACUGCCCUGGACACCCACCAGCCUGUAGCCAUCCUCCCUUCCUCUGUCCUCUUCCAGGCCAAGCCUGCUUAUGUGGUCUUCAAUGAGCUCCUGCACACCUCUAAGUGCUAGAUGAGGGACAUGUGUCUGGUGGAUGCUGAUUGGCUGGUCGAGGCUGCGCCCGAGUACUUCCGCCGGAAGCUCCGCCCCACCAAGAGCUAG